Musca domestica (house fly) is the source of this 770-nucleotide messenger RNA. RefSeq names its product 5-demethoxyubiquinone hydroxylase, mitochondrial (gene Coq7). The transcript is spliced from 4 exons. Lineage: Eukaryota; Metazoa; Arthropoda; Insecta; Diptera; Muscidae. The coding region runs from base 49 to 654 and encodes 201 amino acids. Gene Ontology annotation, biological process: ubiquinone biosynthetic process; regulation of gene expression; regulation of reactive oxygen species metabolic process. The record is from RefSeq and is a predicted model, not a curated record. Gene Ontology annotation, cellular component: nucleus; mitochondrial inner membrane. Gene Ontology annotation, molecular function: 3-demethoxyubiquinol 3-hydroxylase activity.
UUACAGAUAGAAUUUUAAGGAGCCCCUUAAACUCAUUUUUAUAUAAAAAUGCUCAGCAGUGUAAAAUUUUUGCCCGUGCGCUGUAGUCUUAAUAGCUACACACUACGUUGUUAUUCCGCCACUCCACCAAAACGUCCCUCCCAAUUAACAGAUGAAAUCAUACGUGUUGAUCAUGCCGGAGAAUUGGGUGCUGAUCGUAUCUAUGCUGGACAAAUGGCCGUUCUGGGCAAUGGACCCAUGGGCAAGACAAUAGCCCAUAUGUGGGAACAAGAAAAGGGACAUCGGCGUCAAUUUGAAGAACUCAUUAACAAACAUCGUGUACGACCCACCGUUAUGACACCCAUAUGGAAUGUGGCUGGCUUUUUGUUGGGAGCAGGUACAGCCCUAAUGGGCGAAAAAGCUGCCAUGGCGUGUACCGUAGCUGUAGAAACAGUCAUUGUGGAACAUUACAAUGAACAAUUGAGGCAAAUAAUGGAAUCACCACAGCCCGAUAAGGAACUCUUGGAAACAAUUACAAAAUUCCGCGAUGAGGAACAAGAACAUCACGACACGGGCAUUGAUUGUGGAGCAGAGCAAGCACCCUUCUAUAAGGCCAUGACGGAAGUCAUAAAAGUCGGAUGUAAAACAGCCAUUGCAAUUUCGAAGAAAAUCUAAUCAUUAGUAUAAAACGAAUGUUGUUAUUGUAAAUAUGUCCUAAUUUUCAACUUUUUUAUAUAAUUUUUAAAUUUAAGUUUUACGAUGAAAAUAUAAUAAUCCAAAAUUGGUGCUUA